UCACAUUCGUGGUCAUAGAAUCAAAUCUAGCAAUACUCCAGCGUGUAUCGAUCGUUAGUAUCGCCGUUCGUUACAUAAUACUCGGCACAGGUCUCUCAUUACUCAUAUACCCUUCUAUUGCGCCGUUUCAAUCUUCCUGA
This is a messenger RNA of Acaulospora morrowiae, 140 nucleotides long. The record is from the annotation of a GenBank genome assembly. NCBI's taxonomy places the organism in Eukaryota, Fungi, Glomeromycota, Glomeromycetes, Diversisporales, Acaulosporaceae.